This is a messenger RNA of Cicer arietinum (chickpea), 1963 nucleotides long. RefSeq names its product purple acid phosphatase. Gene Ontology annotation, molecular function: acid phosphatase activity; metal ion binding. The record is from RefSeq and is a predicted model, not a curated record. NCBI's taxonomy places the organism in Eukaryota, Viridiplantae, Streptophyta, Magnoliopsida, Fabales, Fabaceae.
AUCUCUUUCGUGUUCUCCGUCUGAAACUGUUAAUUGUCUUCAAAGAAUACGAUGGACGUCGUUUCUUCACGGACACGUUGUUUUUUCGUUGACCCUAAAUCUGAAUAUUCCAUACUAUAUGCCAAUGCCAUUAAUACUUGAUUCCAUAUAUGAUUUUUUAUAAUCAAUAAAUACACGAGAGAUUGUGGCAUUGAGAUACUUAUUGUUAGGGUCUUUGUGUUUUUUAUAACACAAAAAUAAAAUGGGUCUUGUUGUUCUAAGAUUUCCAUUUUCUAAUAUUUUAUUACUACUAGUUUUGAAUUUGAGUUUGGUGUUAGUUUGUAAUUGUGAUGGAAGCAGAACUAGUAGUUUUCUUAGGCAAGUUGAAAAGACAAUGGAUAUGCCACUUGAUAGCGAUGUCUUUGAUGUUCCUCAAGGUUAUAAUGCUCCCCAGCAGGUUCAUAUAACACAAGGUGAUCUUGUGGGGAAAGCAGUGAUUGUAUCGUGGGUGACCGAGGAUGAACCGGGAUCGAAUGCAGUGCGUUACUGGAGUGAGAACAGCCAUCGGAAGAAGCUAGCUAAAGGGAAAAUUCAAACAUAUAGAUUCUUCAAUUACACAUCUGGUUUUAUUCAUCACGCUACUAUUAGGAAAUUGAAGUACAACACUAAAUAUUAUUAUGAGGUUGGACUUGAGAACACGACGAGGCAGUUUUGGUUUAUAACACCUCCUGAAAUCGGUCCUGAUGUGCCGUACACAUUCGGUCUCAUAGGGGAUCUUGGUCAGAGUUUUGAUUCAAACAAGACACUUUCUCACUAUGAAUUGAACCCAAGAAAAGGACAAACAGUGCUUUUUGUUGGAGAUCUUUCUUAUGCAGAUAACUAUCCAAAUCAUGACAAUGUUAGGUGGGAUACUUGGGGAAGGUUUACAGAAAGGAGUGUUGCUUAUCAACCGUGGAUAUGGACCGUAGGAAACCAUGAAAUCGAUUUUGCUCCAGAAAUUGGAGAACCCAAACCUUUCAAGCCUUAUUCGCACCGUUACCAUACUCCUUAUAAAGCAUCACAAAGUACUUCACCCUUUUGGUAUUCUAUCAAGAGAGCUUCAGCACACAUUAUUGUUUUGGCCUCAUAUUCAGCAUAUGGAAAAUAUACACCACAAUACAAAUGGCUCGAACAGGAGCUACCGACAGUUAACAGGACAGAAACUCCUUGGUUGAUUGUUCUCAUGCAUUCACCUUGGUAUAAUAGCUACGCUUAUCAUUACAUGGAAGGGGAAACAAUGAGAGUAAUGUUUGAAUCAUGGUUUGUUAAGUACAAGGUUGAUGUUGUGUUUGCUGGGCAUGUGCAUGCUUAUGAACGAUCUGAACGUGUCUCCAAUAUUGCAUAUAAUAUUGUAAAUGGUAUUUGCACUCCUAUAAAAGAUCAAUCAGCUCCUGUAUACAUAACCAUUGGAGAUGGAGGGAACCUUGAAGGCUUAGCAACCAACAUGACAGAACCACAGCCAGAGUACUCAGCAUUCAGAGAAGCCAGCUUUGGACAUGCAAUUUUUGACAUAAAGAACAGAACACAUGCUCACUAUAGCUGGCACAGAAACCAAGAUGGUUAUGCUGUUCAAGCUGAUUCCCUUUGGUUUUUCAACAGAUUCUGGAACCCACUUGAUGAUUCCACAACCCAUGUUUCCCAUUAAUAACAACACAUUUGAUUUACUUGUCUUUUCAGAAAAAUAAAGUCAUGAUUAUGUAAUCGUUUGUGGUCAAGAUCACCACCACCAAUUAUUAUUAUCAUUACCCUUCAUAAUACUUUGUACCACUUUCAAGAUAAAUGCAAAGGAGCAACCAUCUUGUGUUAUGUGUAACUUUUUAUUGUAAUGAUUAUAGGUACUGAUAUGAACCUGAAUUUGUAAUAGGGAACAAAUUGCAUUGUUGAUUUACAAUAGAUGUAUUACAAAACUAUAGCCCGUAUAAUCCAAAGGUAUUACAAUAGAUGA